AAAAACUAAAAUUUCAUGGCAUUUUUUUAUAAUAUGUCUAUUUGUUUGUUUCAUGAUCAUCUGGUUUGUUUGACCUUGUAGACUUUUCGUCUGUCUUUCUUUUCCAAAAUGGAAACUCUACAAAUUCCCUUUCUUUUGUUUUUGGCUUUCAAUAUCUUUAUGUAAGUUGUAAAUAGUAAGCUAACAAGGAUCACAUUUACAUCACUCAAUCAAAAGACACUUUUAAAACUUUCCCAAGAAAACCGUUUUAACUUUGUGCAUAUAUGUAACUAAAGGUUUAUACUUGAGUGGUUGAUUUUUGAUGUGGGUAUUGCUGCUUAAUCAAGAAUGCCAGGAGGAGACAGAAGAAGAAGAAAAGGGAGAGUUAGUUUCACUGUUGAAGAAGCUGUUGAGUUCUUGAAUCAUCUUUAUGCAGAGAAGCCUGUUUUGCCUUUUUUAAUUCCUUUAUUUUUUAUUUUUUGGUGUGUCGAGAGAUGGGUUUUCUCUCUCUCCAAUUGGGUUCCUCUUGUUCUUGCUGUUUGGGCUACUGUUCAGUAUUACAUCCAUCAACGUCAAAUACUUGUGGAAGACCUGAAUAGAAAAUGGAAGCGGGUUGUAUUGAGCACCUCGCCAAUAACACCAGUGGAACACUGCGAGUGGCUGAACAAGCUGUUAUUGGAAGUUUGGCUCAACUACAUACACCCAAAACUUUCAACAAGGUUCUCAUCCAUGGUUGAGAAACGUUUAAAGCAGCGUAAGUCAAAACUUAUAGAGAGAGUUGAAUUACAGGAGUUUUCGCUAGGUUCAUUCCCUCCUUGCUUUGGUCUUCAAGGCACUCAUUGGUCAACUUCGGGUGAUCAGCGGUUUAUGCGUAUCGGUUUUGAUUGGGAUACCAGUGACAUAAGCAUUAUGCUGCUGGCUAAGCUGGCCAAGCCUAUGGGAACUGCUCGGAUUGUUAUUAACAGCCUCCACAUAAAGGGCGAUCUUCUUUUGAUGCCUGUUGUGGAUGGAAGAGCAAUCUUGUACUCAUUUAUAUCAGCUCCAGAAGUAAGAAUAGGAGUGGCCUUUGGAAGUGGCGGAAGCCAAUCCCUACCUGCUACAGAGCUGCCUGGGGUUUCUUCUUGGCUGGUCAAAAUUCUCACUGACACCUUAGUUAAGACAAUGGUUGAACCUCGCCGCCGUUGUUACUCUUUACCAGCAGUGGAUUUAAGGAAAAAGGCUGUUGGCGGAGUUAUUCACGUGACAGUCAUUUCUGCUAGAAAACUUUGUACGAGUCCCUUUAGAGGAAGCCCUUCAAGAAAGCAACAGAAUUGUUCUGUAAAUUGUAGUUCAGAAGAGCAUUUUGACGAUAAAGAUCUGCAAACUUUUGUGGAGGUUGAGCUUGAACAGUUAACAAGGAGAACCAAUGUCAGACCAGGCUCAAGUCCAAGAUGGGAUUCAACAUUUAAUAUGGUUUUACAUGAAGAAACUGGAAUUCUUCGUUUUCAUCUUUAUAACUGUACCCCCAACAAUGUGAAGUUUGACUAUUUAGCAAGUUGCGAGAUUAAGCUAAAGUAUGUUGCAGAUGAUUCAACAAUGUUUUGGGCAGUAGGGCACAACUCAGGGGUAAUUGCUGAGCUUGCUGAGAUUUGUGGAAAAGAAGUGGAGAUGGCUGUUCCAUUUGAGGGUGUUAAUUCAGGGGAGUUGAUAGUCAAGCUUGUGUUGAAAGAAUGGCAAUUCUCCGAUGGCUCACAUAGCUUCAACAAGUUCCCUGUUAGCUCUCGAAAGUCAAUGACUGGAUUAUCAAAUCUUGUUUCUAGAACAGGAAGAAAAAUUAAUGUGGUUGUUGUGGAGGGAAAGGAUCUUAGCGCAAAAGAAAAAUCUGGAAAAUGUGAUCCAUAUGUUAAACUGCAGUAUGGAAAGGCUAUUCAGAGAACAAGGACUGCAACUGCUUCUAAUGCCAUCUGGAAUCAGAAGUUUGAAUUUGAUGAGAUUGAAGGUGGGGAGUGCCUUAUGAUUAAAUGUUAUAGCGAAGAAAUGUUUGGAGAUGACGGCAUGGGUAGUGCACGAGUAAGUUUGGAAGGACUGGUGGAGGGUUCAAUAAGGGACGUGUGGGUUCCCCUUGAAAAAGUGAGCUCUGGAGAAUUGAGGCUUCAAAUUGAAGCAGUGAGAGUUGAUGAUUAUGAAGGCUCAAAGGGUUCUAUUGCAGGUUCAAAGAAUGGAUGGAUUGAACUUGUUCUAAUUGAAGCAAAGGACCUUAUUGCUGCUGAUCUUAGAGGGACAAGCGAUCCAUAUGUCAGGGUGCAAUAUGGAAACUUGAAGAAGAGAACAAAGGUUAUGUAUAAAACUCUGAAUCCUCAGUGGAAUCAGACCUUAGAGUUCCCUGAUGAUGGCAGCCCCUUGAUGUUACAUGUGAAAGACCACAAUGCUUUGCUGCCGACAUCAAGCAUAGGUGACUGUGUUGUAGAAUAUCAGGGAUUGCCACCAAACCAGAUGUCUGACAAGUGGAUACCACUGCAAGGAGUGAAGAGGGGAGAGAUCCAUGUUAAAGUUACUAGGAAAAUUCCAGAAAUUCAGAAGCGACCUAGUUUGGAUUCUGAAGCAUCUUUAACUAAAUCACACCAGUUUUCUAGUCAGAUGAAACAGAUGAUGAUCAAAUUUCAUUCAUUGAUCGAGGACGGCGAUCUCGAAGGACUAUCAACUGCUUUGAGUGAGAUGGAAGGCAUAGAGGAGAUGCAAGAAGAAUACAUGGUACAACUUGAGAUGGAGCAAACACUUCUACUAGAGAAAAUAAAGGAGCUUGGUCAGGAAAUUUUUAGCUCAUCAACUUCCUUUAGCAGAAUGUCUUCUGGGCUGUGAAAUGAGUGGCCAUUUUAACCUCAUUUCUUCUUCUUCAUCAUCUUAUUAUUAUUGCUAUUGUUAUUAUCAUCCUCAUUGCACAAUUUCCUGUACAAAGAAUUAAUUCCACUUAAAAUAGGUUACACAAAUCUCCUACUACAAAGUCCUUACUUUGGCCACCUUCAUGCUGUUAUUGGACUCCUGUUUAUUUAUCUAAUCGACAAAGAGAAAGAGAGGAAGGGUGAUACAGGAAGCAAUUGAUCUCU
This is a messenger RNA of Ricinus communis (castor bean), 3062 nucleotides long. RefSeq names its product extended synaptotagmin-1. Bases 328 to 2817 code for a protein of 829 amino acids. The record is from RefSeq and is a predicted model, not a curated record. The transcript is spliced from 14 exons. Gene Ontology annotation, molecular function: lipid binding. Lineage: Eukaryota; Viridiplantae; Streptophyta; Magnoliopsida; Malpighiales; Euphorbiaceae.